CGCUUCGACCCUCGGUCUAUGCCCUAUCGCUCCCUUUGCGAAUUCCUUACCAAGCAAGCUCAUCUACUUGAGUCCGCCGCAGUGCUACUUCGCUCCACCGUCGCCAACGCGCGAGAGAGGCGCAACGACGACCAACUCUCCCAUCCCCUUCCGACGGAGCUCCUCUAUCUCAUAUUCACCUACUUGAUCUCCGAUCGCGCCUUGGAAUGCAACACGGACCUCGUACACGCGUCACACGUGUGCCGCCGAUGGCGAACCGCCGCACUCGGUAACUCUAGCCUCUGGACGCUCUUCGACGUAAAUGGAUCAAGGAGGAUGCACGAUAAAGCUCAAGCGUUCAUGGAAAGAUCGGGCGACAAGUUAAUCGACGUAUACUGCUCCAGAGGACCACGGCGCAUAUCCGUCCCACCCAUUCUCGAAGGGCUUCUUCCGGUAUCAAAGAAAUCUCAUCUCAUCCUCUCCCUUAUUAUCAAUAGGCGCGACGAGCUGAUGGCUCCACUAUUUCUCCAGUCGAUAUGGGCGGAGGGCUUUGCUUCGCACCUUCGCACCCUGCAUAUCCUUGGGUCUGAAAACAUACCGGAGCGUCAUGGAGAUCCCUUCGCGUCGAUAGCAGUCAACGGGUUACGGAUGUUCGAGGAAAAUAUUUCCGGAGACCCCAGGUGGACGCCCACUCCCCUCCUACGUUCCCUUCGACUCCAUGGAUUCCACCUCCACUGGAACUCGCCCGCCUAUCGCAACUUGACGGAGCUUGAGCUCAGAAUACCUGAUGUCGAACCGCCAAGUCAGCGGCAACUCCUCCGGAUCCUCAAGGCGUGUCCCGAUCUACGCCGGCUCGAUCUACGCCUUUCCGGCAUCGCAGGGCCUUUUGUCGCGGCAGCUCACAGAGUAUGGGACGUCUCUCUUCCCAACCUCGACACCCUCUCUCUUAACAUGCCACCGCCCGCCUCGAUCGCAACAGUUCUCGAGCACCUCAUCCUUCCCCCAACCACGCGCUACUCUUUG
Messenger RNA from Epithele typhae, 1002 nucleotides. RefSeq lists its product as uncharacterized. NCBI's taxonomy places the organism in Eukaryota, Fungi, Basidiomycota, Agaricomycetes, Polyporales, Epitheliaceae. The record is from RefSeq and is a predicted model, not a curated record. The annotation marks the transcript as partial. Gene Ontology annotation, molecular function: protein binding. The transcript has a single exon.